AUGCCCAAGAACCCGCUUUCCAUCCCCGGCAGCUGGGGCCAAGAGUCCGAAACGCAGAGAGAGGACGAGCAUGAACAAUCUCAAACUGAAUCGGCGGAUGCCGUCCCACGAAGUGUCGCCGCCGGCGUCGUCAACAAGUCCGGAGAAAUCGUAGACGACAGCGGCAAGGCCAUUGGCAAGAUACCAGACUCCGAGGACCCCCAGGAUCUCGUGGGAAACACCGCCACCACAGCCGGCGACAUCGUCAGCGACUCAGGUGAUGUCCUCGCCAAGGCCUCGCUCGACAGCGAGUACACGACACAGUCGACCAAGGGCGAGGCCAAGUCGGGCAGCUGGAACCUGCUCGGCAAAACAAAAGGCGCCGUCCAGACGGCCGAGAACAUCCGGAAGCCCGUCAGCAAUACGCUUGAGUUUGCGGGCAACCUGCAAACCUUGAGUCAGAACCAGCGCGGUCGCACCGAUGAGAAGCAGGCUGAGGGCGCUCCGAGCAGCGCCAAGGGUGAGAUCCCGGGCGAGAAGCAUUCGACAGACGCGGACACGUCUCGACAGGACACUUCUGCCAAUGUUUCCGAGCGCACCUCUGUCAAAGACCCUGCAGAAACCCCGUCCUCGUCAGCCCAAGGCGAACAUCUACCAUGCAUUCAACUCAAAGACAAUGACACCCCGACCGGCGAGAGAGCGACGGAUAAGUGUCACAAAUCGUCCGCCGCCGACAAGGCUCAGGAGCGGUCAAAGGCGGCCACAGACGACCACGUCAAGGACGCCAAGCCCGACAUUGACAUCCCAGGAGAAGGCAAGACCCCCGAUGAGCCCAUGGUCGUGAGGAGCCCCGCGCCAAUCGACGAAGACGACAAGGAUGCCAAGUCCGAGACAAAGCCCACAGACGCGGCCACGAAACAAACCGCCGACGAGACAAACGAAGAAGCUCUGGAGCAAGCAACGGAAAAGGGCCCCGAGCAGGCAACCGACAAGAGCUCAGAUCAAACAGAGACGGCUACGGAACGAGGUCGCUCGGCCACAGGGCGAGCACCCUCUGAGCAGCAUUCGGAGCAGGUAACGGAAAAAGCCGUUGAGCAUGCUCCUUCUGAACAAGUCCCCACAGACCAAAGGUUGGAGCACGCGACGGACAAGACUUCGCAACACACUCCCUCAGAACAUGGCCUCGAGCAGGCUUCGCACAAGGGUCCCGAGGGCCUCGACCAAGCUCCAGAUCACACCACGGAGCGAGCGCUUUCGGAGCACCCCACUGAGCACGCCUCCCUCGGCCGCACGCAAUCCCAGUCGCUCACGUCAGCCAGCGUCGACGACUCCGUUGCCGACACCGAGACCAAGGCUGAAGGCGAGGCCGAGGUCGGAGAGGAAACCAAGGCCAGGGCCGAAGGCGACCCCGAGGAUCCAGCAGCCCUCGGGGAGACGGACAAGGAUGGCGCACAGGGUGAGGAGCGCAAGGACGAGGAAGAGCAACAGCAGCCUACAGCCCCAAGCAUUCUCAAAGGCGCCAAGGUCAACAAGGCCGGCAACGUCGUCGACAGCGACGGCGACGUCGUGGGGCGGUUAGUCGAAGGUGACGCUAAGCAGCUCCUGGGUAAGAUGGCCGACGAGUCGGGCAACUUCUUGGACGAAUCGGGCAAGGUGAUUGGGCGUGCUGAACCCCUUCCGGAUGAGGAAGAGCCAGCGCCUGCCGAGGAGGAGGAGAAGCAGGAGCCUACAGCCCUAAACAUUCUCAAAGGCGCCAAGGUCAACAAGGCGGGCAAUGUCGUCGACAGCGACGGCGACGUCGUGGGGCGGCUGGUCGAAGGCGACGCCAAGCAGCUCCUAGGUAAGAUGGCCGACGAGUCGGGCAACUUCUUGGACGAGUCGGGCAAGGUGAUCGGGCGUGCCGAGCCCCUUCCGGAUGACGAGGCGGCCGAUGCUGAGGAAGAGCAGCAGCAGCCCGUAGAUUACAGCAUUCUCAAGGGCACCAAGGUCAACAAGGCCGGCAACCUCGUCGACAAAAACGGCGACGUCAUCGGCCGCUUGGUUGAGGGCGAUGUCAAGCAGCUCCUGGGAAAGACGGCCGACGAAUCGGGCAACCUCUGGAACGACUCAGGCAAGAUAGUUGGUCGAGCCGAGCCCCUUCCCGAUGACGAGCGGGCGGGCGCCAAGGACUUUGCUCCCUUUGAAAACUUCCCUGAUGCCACCGUCGAGGCCGACGGGCGGGUCGUAUCCGAGGGCAGACAGGUGGGCACCGUCGUCGAGGGCGACCCCAAGCGCCUCAAGGGCAGCCGUGUCGACGAGGACGGCGACAUCCUAGACCGACGUGGUAACGUGGUCGGCAAGGCCGAGGCAUGGGACGAGCCUGAGGCCGAGGUGCAGGCGGAAACGGACCGGUCGAUGCUGGCGGGCAAGAGAGUAAACAAGGCGGGUAACGUGGUCGAUUCGGCGGGCGUCAUCUACGGCCGCGUCAUCGAGGGCAACGUCGCCAGCCUCGUGGGACGCAUGUGCAACAAAGACGGGCACGUCAUGAGCGAGUCGGGCGAGAUCAUCGGCAAGGCAGAGCUGGUGCCGGAGCACGAACGCGAAGGGUCCCGCGACGGACCGUUUGCCGAGCUCGUCGGCUGCACCGUGACCAAGGACGGCAAGGUAGUGACGGGUGCCGGGGAUGUGGUCGGGCGGCUCACGUCGGGCGAUGGCAAGAAGCUGUUUGGCCGCUCCGUCGACGAGGACGGCGACGUCGUGGACCGCAACGGCAACGUGCUGGGCAAGGCAGAGCGCUGGGAGGAGCCCGAGGUGGAGAAGAGGAGGGAUCCGCUGGCCGGCCGCCGGGUCAACCGCGAGGGCAACAUUGUCGACGAGGACGGCAACCUCAUUGGCAAGCUGGUGAGCGGCGACCUGGCCAUUUGCUCGGGCAAGGAGGUGGACGAGGAUGGUGACGUUGUCAACUCCAAGGGCAUCACCAUCGGACACGUCAGCCGGCUCGAGGACAUCCCGCCGGAGCCGGAGCCGGAGCCGGAGCCCGAGGUGGAGACGGAGACUGCGGAGGAGAGGGAGGCGCGCGAGCAGGCGGAGAAGGAUCGCAAACUUGCGGGACAGCUUUCAGCGUCGAUCGAGCAAUCACUCGACAAGAUCCGUCCCAUCUGCAAGAUGAUCACGGACAAAAUUGACAGCGCGGAGCGCAAGCCCAAGGACGAGCUCGACGAGGAGCAGCUGGUUAAGGAAGUGAAGCCGCUCAUCGAGGAGGGCCACAGGGUCCUGACGGAGACCAACGGCGUCAUCCGCGGGCUGGACCCGGACGGCCGCAUCCAGCGCAAUGCCAAGCACAAGGCGGCGACGCGCGACGCGAGCCCCGAGGAGCACCACCUGGCCGAGGUGCUCAAGGAGCUCACGGGCACCGUCAGCCAAACCAUCGAGAACGCUCAGCGCAAGAUUGACGGCAUGCCGCACGCCAAGAAGGAGCUCAAUCCUCUAUGGGGACUGCUCACCGAGCCGCUCUUCCAGAUCCUCGCGGCCGUGGGCCUGUUGCUAAAUGGUGUGCUCGGGCUCGUCGGACAGCUGCUGAGCGGUCUGGGCCUGGGCGGCCUCAUCGACAAACUGCUGGGCGGAUUGGGGCUCAAUAAGAUCCUCGGAUCCCUCGGCCUGGGCAGUGCGCUUGACGCGUUGACGGGCAAGAAGAAGAAGUAA
This is a messenger RNA of Hirsutella rhossiliensis, 3660 nucleotides long. RefSeq names its product LEA domain-containing protein. The record is from RefSeq and is a predicted model, not a curated record. NCBI's taxonomy places the organism in Eukaryota, Fungi, Ascomycota, Sordariomycetes, Hypocreales, Ophiocordycipitaceae. The coding region runs from base 1 to 3660 and encodes 1219 amino acids. The transcript is spliced from 6 exons.